Messenger RNA from Entelurus aequoreus (snake pipefish), 1585 nucleotides. RefSeq lists its product as uncharacterized. NCBI's taxonomy places the organism in Eukaryota, Metazoa, Chordata, Actinopteri, Syngnathiformes, Syngnathidae. The transcript is spliced from 4 exons. The record is from RefSeq and is a predicted model, not a curated record. Bases 431 to 1147 code for a protein of 238 amino acids.
ACUCAUUCACUCCUUCACUCCUUCACUCCUUCACUCCUUCACUCCUUCACUCCUUCACUCCUUCACUCCUUCACUCAUUCACUCCUUCACUCCUUCACUCCUUCACUCCUUCACUCCUUCAGCCACCACUUGGUGACUUGGAUGCUGCAUGUGUGGAGCUGACAAAGAAGAAGUAGUUCCACGUUGAAAGUUGCUGACUAUUAUGUUGGCAGCCUCGCAUUGCAACUCCACAUGUGGGAGAAAUUACAGUCUUGGAGGGAGAGAGGAAAAGUUCCAUUGCUUCUGUUUGUGAGCAUCAAGAAGAAGAAGUUAGCUGAUGGACGUGUCAUGUGAUCACCAGGGGCCUCCAAACCUUCUCCACUGAGGGCCACACGUGUGUUGGCAUCCCACUACCAGUCAAGAUGGCCGCCGAGCCCCGCCCCCAGCAGUGAUGCCGUCCCUCGGCCCGCCCGCCCCCUUCCUGUGCGUCCUGCUGUGGGUGUCCACGGCCCUGCAGCGCUCCGACAUGCGUGUGGCCUACGUGAGCCACAACAGCUUCUUCUGCUACUCCUGCAGCCAGGAGCCGGAGCCCUGCAGGGUGGCGGCGCUCGCCGACUGCCGCUGCAAAGACAUCACGCUCUCGGCGCUGCACCGCCCCCCGUCGCCCGCCUCGCCCGUCUUCAGCAUGAGGCGCCUGACCGUGUGGUACACGUCGCCCUGGAACGCCGCGCGCCUGCUCAACAACUCCGAGGUGAGGCACCUCACCUUGAUGUACUGCGGGCCGGGGUCCUCCAGGGAGAGGGCACCGCCCCCUUUGGAGGGACACUUUGCUGUGCAGCACCUGGAGAGGCUGAGCGUGGUCACCUUCGCCAGCACGGAUGCACACGGCGACAACCACCUCCAUUUUCACGCCAUCGGGUCCCCCGACUCGCCCCGGGUCCAGGACAUCUACCUGGGCAGGGAGCAGGGGGCGGCCUACCAGGAGCAGGCCCGGCUGGGAGUUGUCCACACCUCCGUGCUGGGGGGCGGAGCUUCCGUCAAAGUCUACACGGUCCAGACGCACAUCGACAGCGACGGGACGCUGCCUUUCCCGGAGCUCCGCCUCCCCAAACUGCCGGAAACAUCCGUCGUCUACGUCAGCUUUGUGUACGGGAUAAAUACUACAUAGUAGUAGUAAUACUGCAAUACUACUUUUCUUAACGCAGUACUGCACUCAGCUUUGUGUACGGGAUAAAUACUACAUAGUAGUAGUAAUACUGCAAUACUACUUUUCUUAACGCAGUACUGCACUCAGCUUUGUGUACGGGUUAAAUACUACAUAGUAGUAGUAAUACUGCAAUACUACUUUUCUUAACGCAGUACUGCACUCAGCUUUGUGUACGGGUUAAAUACUACAUAGUAGUAGUAAUACUGCAAUACUACUUUUCUUAACGCAGUACUGCACUCAGCUUUGUGUACGGGUUAAAUACUACAUAGUAGUAGUAAUACUGCAAUACUACUUUUCUUAACGUAAUACUAUAGUAACUAUGUAAUGUAACUAUAGUAACUAUGUGAUGUAACAUAAUAACUAUGUGAUGUAACUAUAUAAACUAUGCAAUGUAACUAU